Molecule: messenger RNA, 2518 nt
Organism: Sphaeroforma arctica JP610
Lineage: Eukaryota; Ichthyosporea; Ichthyophonida
Exons: 1
Coding region: 418-2235 (605 amino acids)
Source: RefSeq, a predicted model, not a curated record
CCCAGUGUCGGCAAAUUAAACAUUUGGCAACGUACAGUAGGUCUUUAAGAGAAAAAAUAGUACAUACACUAACCGAGGCGAGACAACACUAGAACUGUAAGAACACCCUCGUCGCUUACGCGAGGUUCUAUUUUCAGAGUAAGGUGGGUGGGUUAACGAGAGGCAAUGUAUUUAAAUGCGAGAUAAGUAGUGAAGCUCGCCCUGAUUACUUCCGCCUUGCGUAUAUGCCACUGUCCAUGAUUAUGAUAGUCACUGCUUUGUGAACAGAGGUUAGUGCCUAUGAUGCAAAUAUUCCACAAAAUACGCAGGUAUCGUUGCUGAUUUGGAUGGCUCUGGUAUUAGAUAAUAGUGUUCCCUUCAAAAGAAAUAUCCAUUUAGUUGUCAAAGUGGGGAUAUAGUCAUUAUACAGUGGUGAUUAUGGCUCGAGUAAGUGUUGGAUAUGUGAUUCGGCGGGUAUCAACCAUCAUUUUUGUUAUAGUGUUGUAUUUUUUCAUGUGGGGAGAUGAUAACAAUUCUACGCAACAACCACAGAGAAACGGGUCCUACAGUGUAGCUACGAACCAAUAUAGAGAUACGUAUGCGUAUGACGAAGACCCCCCUGCCGACUACGUGACCCUAGUAGAUCUACAGUGUCCUGACCAGCUUGAGGGCUCUCACACUACAUUCACCGACGUUCUCAACAACGUCAAUCAAUAUGAUGAUUCCAAAGCUGUGAUAGAAUGUGAUUUGUUACUGAGUGACGGUGUCGAGAACAACAACGUACGACGGAGUAUUAUACUCUCACAGCACGGUGGGGCUGCACGCAGGGCUAAGCUGAAGUCUUUCACCAUCACCUUUUUACCGGAGGAGAAAGUCUGGCGAGGUCUCGAUAAGCUCGUAUUGAAGAAAGAUCCGUCCGACAAGAGCGGCCUGCGAUCCAAAAUCCUAUUCGACACAUUUAAGGAGAUGCCGAGUUUUAACUCUUUACGCACUAAUUUUAUGGCUUUGAAGAUUCAGGUGCGCGCGAAAGACGGUGCAGUCGCUGAUCACGAUUUUGGUAUGUACAUCAAUUUCGAACCUGUUGACGAAUCUUUUGUGAAGCGACGGAAUUGGCUGGGGAAAGAACGGUACAAUCUGUACAAGAGUGUUAACUGGGACGGGCAGUCGGUGGGUGAUCUGAAGCUGACCUCUGACCCGGAAUUUAAUGACACUCUUUUUCGGGCUAUUAUGGACUACGAAGGCUCCGAUGAUCACACGCAGCUGCUACACAUGAUGAAAGACAUCAACGAAGUGAGUGAUACUGAUUUUCCGCAGACAUUGAGGAAAUGGUUCGACCUGGAUAAUUUAUCUCUAUGGGUGGCAUGCACGCACGCGAUACUGGGCGAUUGGGAUCACACGUCCAACAAUAUGGGAUUGUUCACCAACGACGAGCUUAAAAAGUUCUACUUCCAGCCCUGGGACUAUGACAAGAGUCUGCGUCUCAGUGGCGGCCAUUCACAGAUGGACACCUCAAUGUCUAGUCUUAACAAUCACUUCUUGUUCAGACGAAUCCUCAUUGCGUUGCCAGUUGAGUUCAUGGGUUUAGUCUGGGAGAAGGUUGUAAUUUUGACCGCUGAUGGAGCUCCCUUUUCUGAGGAACGUAUGGCGGACAAGGCAAGUAGGUAUGCAAGCGCAAUUCAAGCAUAUACUCAGCCGGGGACUGUGGAUGCGAUAUACAUAUCGAGGAAGCCUUGGUCUGAGCAAGAAGACGAUUUUUUUGGAUAUCUACACGACAACAAGCGAUGGUGGAAGUUCAAUAGCGAAAUACCAACGAGCGUUCUUCAGAUACCUAGCCACCCCAAACAGAUAGUGGACACAGGCGAGACUUUCUAUGUGAAGCUAAAAGCUGCCAUCUCUCCUGUGGGGUUGGAGGUGGAACAUCAAAUAGUAUUACAUACCGACUAUGAUCCCGAUGUGACUCAUUGGUACGCACGCCCUGAGAAGGUUAUUUGGCGUACAGCUUGGAUGAGCUUUGGUCGCCAAAUGAACUAUCUGGCGCUCGCGUUCACGAUUCCGCAAAAGAUCAUUGCUAGGUGUAGGAAAGAUGGACCAGGGAAUGAUUGCUGGGUGAAUACGCAUGCAAGGGAUAGUGAGGGCAAAUGGGGUUAUUUUGCACAGAAACCUUUGUACGUGGGGGUUGAAAAAUUGUUCAACUCAAUAGAAGAGGCGAUAACGUGGGAGGAGCUGUAUUUGGAAACUGGCGAUGAAGAUGAUUGAUUUCUAAAAGUUUCCUUUCCACGUUAAGAGCCAACUACUGCUGACCGAAUGCAUGAUAUCAAGCGAUCCAGAUUUCACAUUCAUCAGCCCUGCCUAGUUAGCCUUUCAGUUAAUUAUUUAAAAUAGUAUAUAAUAAGAUCAAUGGCGACUGAUAUCAGAUCAAUGACAGCGAGGGGAUGGCCAAGCAAGUGUGCAGGAGUGGGCUACGGUUCGACAGAUCAUUUUACUCUUGUGUGCCUUUGAAUCGUACAUAACAUCCUACUGAAUUGGAAUACAUUGUCAC